This is a messenger RNA of Microbotryum saponariae, 3789 nucleotides long. The record is from the annotation of a GenBank genome assembly. Lineage: Eukaryota; Fungi; Basidiomycota; Microbotryomycetes; Microbotryales; Microbotryaceae.
AUGGUCACAGCCGCAGGCUCAUCACCCUCGCCCUCUCGGCUCACAUCGCCUGUCCGGUCACCCACGGCGGCGAGCGUUCGCUCCACUACGGUGGUUCAGCGCGAGCUCGGACCGCCUCGUGCUCCUGCUCAAGCCGCUGUUGCUGGGGCGGACGAACGACUUGGACGACCACUGACCUUUGGGGAGCCUGGGCCAGAAGUGACUUCGUCGACACCACAAGUCACCGAGGCUCAGGUCGCGCGAGUCGGUCAAGUCGAGCAGGCCGCCCCACAUGUUCCUUCUGCCCCGCCCCCUGCGCCCACAAUUGCACCUACUUCGGCCCUAGAUCCCGCAUCCAUAGUAUCAACUUCAACAUCCGUCCCACACGCCACAUUGCACCCUCCGACCGCAACUCGAGCCGAUGGGUCUUCCGAGGCCAGCAGCAGCCGUCGAGAAAGGUCCAAGAGUUCGGCUUCGAGAGCACCGAGGAUCGUCCCGCUUCCAAUCCGAAAUGGACGUAGCGAACCAGGCGGGAGACUGGUGUUGGACAAGUUCACAGUGUAUGAAACCAACUUGGUAUGUGUUGAGUCGACCUUCUCGCGGAUCCGAGCUCAUCAAACGCCAGGUCGACGAGCUUUGCUGACCGGCAUCUCACGUUUGGGGAGCGGGCAGAAAAUCUACAUCAUCGCGUGCAACCAGUCCGACUCGAGGUAUCGCGUUCUCAAGAUUGAUCGAGCAACAUCCUCACCAUCAACGACGGCAGCACCCGUCGCGGCCUCAUCAGCGUCGAACGCGAUCUUGACGACAAAUUCGACAGCCACGACCACGAACGAAGAUUCGUCCGAGCCAUCGGCAGCGGAUCCUUCGAAGAAGGGCAAAGCGGCACAAACGACGGAAGAAGCGGAAGAAGGACUCGUCAUUACCGAAGACGAAACCAUCUACUCCCGCGACGAGAUUGAGUUGCUCAAAGAGACCUUGAGCGCCGGCAAUGCGGGAGGGUUGCGCAAAGUCGACGGCACCUUUUACGGCAUCGUUGGCUUCAUCCGGUUCACCGAUCCUUUUUACAUCGUCCUCAUCAAAAGACGGCAACAUGUCGCGCUCAUCGGAGGUCAUUACAUCUAUCAUUGCGAGGAAGUCGUUCUGAGACCCAUCACUUUGAGCGCGGUGACGACUCGAAGCACCGAAGAGGCUCGACGGAUCCAUGCGUUCCAAGGCGUCGACCUCUCCAAGAACUUCUACUUCUCCUACACCUACGACGUUACGCAUACGCUGCAACACAACCUGACUCGAGCUGGAGGGCCUUCUUUGAAUGUUGAUGGUGGGGGGGGAAUGACCCGCUGACGACGUACAACGACAAAUGGGUGUGGAAUCGCUUCUUGCUAACGCCGGCGUUCGCGCACCUCAAGCAGGAUAGCCCUUGGGUCUUGCCUUUGAUUCACGGCUUUGUGGACCAAGCUAGUGAGUAUUCAGCCCGGAAAACCCAUGGUAGAUAGCUGAAACUGACAUCCGCUGCCUCCCUCAGAACUGUCGGUAUUUGGGCGGACGAUCUACAUCACCCUCAUCGCACGUCGAUCGAGGCACUUCGCCGGAGCCCGUUUCCUCAAGCGCGGCGCCAACGAACAAGGCUACGUCGCGAACGAUGUUGAGACUGAGCAGAUUGUCUCGGAUGCCUUGACGACUUCGUUCCACUCCCCUUCUGCGGCAACGCAUCAACAUCCUGCGACGGGUGAAAGUCAUCAGAAUCGGAGGCCCAAUCCGAGGUUCACAAGUUUCGUCCAGGUCCGAGGGAGUAUUCCUCUAUUUUGGAGUCAAGAAAGCAUCAAUAUGAGCCCGAAGCCACCGAUUGAAUGUGAGUGUCUUGAAGUCGGAGCGACCGAAGUACAUCACCAUACUGAACCUGCUGUGUUCUCCUGCAGUGACGAUCGUCGACCCGUACUUUACUGCUGCCGCUCUCCACUUUGACGACCUAUUGGGUCGGUAUGGAGGUCCAAUCACCAUACUGAAUCUGAUCAAGGUGAGUAGCGAAUGACUAGCGAGAACCCUAACUACGUGACUGAGCGCGGAGCGCGGAACCUGUCCUAUACCUCAACUCAGCAAAAAGAACGCACCCCUCGCGAGUCGAAGCUUCUACCCGAGUUCAAGCAAUGCAUCGACUACCUCAACCAGUUCCUCCCCGAUGAGCACAAGAUUGAGUACAUUGCUUGGGACCUUGCGGCUGCGAACAAGCGACGCGACAAAGAUGUGAUCGGCGUGCUCGAGGACAUCGCGGAGGAAUCGCUAGCCAAGACCAAGUUUUUCCACACCGGCCCCGAGCCGACAUGGUUCAAGAUCCACCCGGACGCUUCGCAUCCCAUGGAGUAUCGCUCGACUCCUCUGUUACAAUCUGGUGUGGUCCGAACGAACUGCAUCGAUUGCCUUGAUCGGACAAAUGCGGCUCAGUUCGUCAUUGCCAAAGCUGCGCUGGGCCAUCAGUUGCACGCCCUAGGCAUCAUCGACUACCCUUGCGUCCCUUUCGAGAGCGAUGCGGUGAACAUGAUCAUGGAGAUGUUUCACGAUCACGGAGAUACGGUCGCGUUACAAUACGGUGGAUCGCAUCUUGUCAAUACUAUGGAGACGUAUCGCGGCAUUGCGCAAUGGACCAGUCACUCGAGGGACAUCGUCAACAAUCUUCGCCGGUACUACACCAACUCUUUCGUUGAUGCGGAUAAGCAAGCAGCGAUCGACGUCUUUCUCGGGAUCGAGGCGCCCAUAGCUCAUCAACCUCCACUUUCGUAUUCGCAAACCAAGAACAGGCGCUCGUACCGCAAUUGGUACACGCCCGAGCACCUCAAGGCGUCCCUCACGCCAAGCGAGGCCGAACGACGCCUCAAAGCCACGGUCGAAGACGAUGACGCGUCAGGUUCAGCAAACUAUUGGCAGGCCUUCUAUCGUCCUCAAUUGUUGACGCAAUUUGACAAGCACUUUGCUGUCAUCAUGAACUCAACGUCGAGGUACCUCAAAGCUGCGGCGCUCAUCUCGGAUGGGCCUGACGCAAGCCCUUUCGUGGCUAGGCAUGCUCUGAAUGCGGCUCAGCAUAGGUCAGUCAGACUGCAUUACUGCAUCAACGAGUUAUGGGCUAAUCCCUUGUACCAACUGUAUGAUUCGCUCAGACUCCAAACUCCCUCAAAGCUGUCGCGGCCUCGGAGUGGCACGCGAGGAACCGGGGUCGGCGGUUCACGCCCCGCUUCGUCGCUGCGCUCCCGCAUUGAGGCACAGCGCAUCGAUGAAGCAUCCUCCACGACGGGAACGACUCGGACCAGGAACUCAUCGACCCAAGCUCACAGUCAUGGACAGCAUUCGUCCUCUUCCUUCGGGGUGGUUGCCGUGCCCUCCCACGUCGCGGCUGUGCCUUCGGUCGUCGGCCCCGGUGGCGCCGUCGCGCCGGUGACAGAGGCCCUCGUCCAUCGACUGCUCGAGCCACGCGUUGAGCCCAUCGAAGCGCGAGAAUACGCCUCGUGGGUCGAACAGUUCCAACACCUCUCCCUGGCCCAAGAGUUGAGCGACAAGGACGCACGCCUGUACGAAGAGCACGCCGGCCUCGCCGGUCAGCCCUUGUCCGCGGUCUUGACCAGCAGCAUCGGCCAUGAUCCGCGCUUCGAGCAAUGGAGGGAGGAUGAUGGAGGAGGUGGGGGUGGUGAUAGUGAUGAUCGGGAUGAAUCGGGUUCGUGGAUGGACAAUCAAGGUGUGAGACUGAGGGUUGACUCGGCGAACGUGCUUCUGUACGAGGACAUGGUGAGGCGCAGUCGCCCCGUCGCGAUGAUGGCCGGAUAG